Helianthus annuus (common sunflower) is the source of this 2589-nucleotide messenger RNA. RefSeq names its product protein FAR1-RELATED SEQUENCE 5-like. Gene Ontology annotation, biological process: regulation of DNA-templated transcription. Lineage: Eukaryota; Viridiplantae; Streptophyta; Magnoliopsida; Asterales; Asteraceae. The record is from RefSeq and is a predicted model, not a curated record. Gene Ontology annotation, molecular function: zinc ion binding. The coding region runs from base 1 to 2589 and encodes 862 amino acids. The transcript is spliced from 5 exons.
AUGGCUUCAUCCAGCAGUUCUAUAAACAAUGGUGCAAAUAUUGUUGACACAUUAAUCGGUUCUAACGAUGAUGACGGACAUGAACGCAUCGAUGAGUCAACUGAUGCUAACAAUUCAAGUUAUGGCAGUCAUAAUGUCCGUCCAUUACGUCUGUAUGACGUUGAUCAAUUAGGAGAUAUAACCAGCCAUGUAUACAUAACAACUGAUGGAACAAAGUUCUGGAAACCUUUGGUGUCUCCUGAAUAUACACCUACUAUCGGAAUGGUUUUUGACACAUGGAGCGACGUUGAGAAUAUGUACAAGUCUUAUGCUGAGAGGUCUGGGUUUUCUGUACGUUUGGGUGCCUUGAAGAAAAAGGGAACGGUUGUUACACAUAGGUAUAUGCAAUGUACCAGAUCCAGUAAACCUAAGCAAACACAACUUGAAUCGAUGGACCCUAGUGCUUUUAAAGUAUCUCGAAGUAGCAGCUACAAAGUUACUGACUGCAGGGCGCGGCUAAAGCUUAAAGCUAUCUCAGGCACUACAAACUUCUUCAUUUACGGUUUUAUUGAAGCUCAUAAUCAUGGAUUGGUCGACAAGGACAAUCUGGACUUUACCAGAAAAAGGAGGAAACUUAGUUAUGACGACCAGAGGUUCAUUCACAAACUAAGCUUGAACAAAAUUGGCCCUAAUGUCGCGCAUAAGAUUCGAGCUUCGUUAAAGGGUGGGCACCAUAAUGUACAAGGAACUGUAGUAGAAUUCAAAAAUUUCACUAGAGAUCUACGGUCUUUUAUCGGCAAGAAGGAUGCACAAAUGGUUGUUGAUACGUUAAAAUCUCGUAUGAUAAACCUGCCAAAUUUCUUUUUUGAAUGUGUGGUGGUUGACGGUGAGUUAAGAUCAUUGUUCUGGGCUGAUGACGUAUCCAAAUGCAAUUACGAAGCCUUCGGAGAUGUGUUAGGUUUUGAUGCAACAUAUCAUACGAAUCAGUAUAACAUGAUAUUUGUUCCGUUUACCGGUGUCGAUCACCAUAAAAAGUGUGUCACAUUUGGUGCUGGGCUAUUAUACGAUGAAACAAUUGGUUCUUACACGUGGUUGCUUACCACAUUCCUUAAAGCUCAUAACAAUAAGCAACCAACGUUGGUGUUGACCGAUCAGGAUGCUGCGAUGAAGCAAGCAGUUUCUGGUGUAUUCAAUAAAGCUAUUCACCGGCUGUGUAUGUGGCAUAUUGUAAGGAAAAUUCCUGCAAAGAUUGCAGGUGAUGUAUUGGAAAAUAUAGACUUGAGAGCUGCUAUACAUAAGCUGGUUUGGAAUUUGUUUAUCACACCUGAAGAAUUUGAAGAAAGAUGGAAUUUGCUUAUGGAAGGGUUACACUUGAAAGAAAAUAAUUGGCUGAACGAGAUGUAUGAGAUUAGGGAUCAAUGGGUUCCGUGCUAUUUUAGGGAUGUGCACAUGUGUUGUCUAAUGAAAACCACCUCGAGGUGCGAGAGUUCGAAUUCCCUGUUUAAAACAAAUUCUAGUGGAACAAACACGCUCGUGCAAUUCUUGAUGUGUUUCGACACAGCAAUUGAUGGGCAACGGUACACUCAACGCAGAUUGGAGUUCGAAAGUAACACAAUAGCACCAUCAAUGCCGAAGAACGUGCCUAUUGAAAGACAUGCCUCGGAGUUAUAUACACAUACGCUGUUUUUGGAGGUGCAAAAAGAGAUAUACAGAGGCAUGACAUUCUGCUAUAUUGCUUCAAAAACCCCAGAACUUGAUGGGGUAAAAAUUUAUACCAUUGUUCAUACUAACAGGCAGUACAAAGAUAUUAAUGAAUUUGAGGUCAGUUUUGAUACACGUGAUAGAUCGGUUUCAUGUUCGUGUAUGGGUUAUACGCGCCUUGGCUAUUUGUGUAGGCAUGCCUUUUGCGUGUAUAGAUACAACCAGGUUGACGAAAUUCCCGUUCAGUAUCAACCUGGUAGAUGGAAACGAGACAUAUUGCCAAGGAGGGUUUUUAGCAUGUCGAACAGGUAUUCUGCUGAUACAGACGCGGAAUCUGUAAUCCGGAAUGAGAUUUUUGAUUUGGUAAUUGAGUGUACUGAUCGUUUAAGGCGUAAUAUUGGUAAACUUUCUGAGUUGUCUGGUGAAAUUAAAGAAAUUAGGAACCGUGUGUUUCGCGAAUUCCCGACCGAACCGGCGUGUAACAAGACAUCAGUUGUGAUCAGUGACCUUCUCAAACAGCCUGAAGAUAUGGAAGUCUCGAUAAAUCCGCCACAAGGCAUCCGGAACAAAGGGUGCGGUACCAACCAUCGACUCAUUGGUCCCGGGGAAAAGGCUGUUGUUAAUAGUGCUAAAACUACUAGGCUGUGUGGAAAAUGCAAGAAAUACGUUAAUGAUCAUGACUCACGUAAUUGUGAAAAAGUUCGGGCUGCCAAAGAAGCCGCGGCUGCUGCUGCAAAAGCUGCUAAAGCUGGUAAUGUUACUGUUCCAGAAGAUUCAUGUCACGUUGGUGUUGUUGAUUUGUCUAACGGUGAUACAUCUGUUGGACCAUCGUCUCGCAUUUGUACUCGGGCCACUAGAAGAUCCACUAGAAGAUCUACCAUACGUUCGUCCGACCCGCUUGAAGAGUGA